Coregonus sp. 'balchen' is the source of this 839-nucleotide messenger RNA. The record is from the annotation of a GenBank genome assembly. Lineage: Eukaryota; Metazoa; Chordata; Actinopteri; Salmoniformes; Salmonidae.
AUGCCUCAGUCGUUAGAGGAGGGCAGUGUACGUGUGUUAUUCUAACUGUGUAUCCAUAUCUCAGAGUCGUUAGAGGAGGGCAGUGUUUGUGACGUGUUGGCAGACCCCCCAGGGCCAGAGGAAGAUGACGAGGACAGGAGGGAGCUCUUUGAGUUUGAGUUCUCCGACCGACCCCUCCUCCCCUGCUACAACAUCCAGGUGUCCCUGUCACAGGGGUGAGUACACACAGACACCCACACACACACACACACACACACACAAAUCAUUCUGAUUGGAUAGAAGGAGUGAAAGAGGGAAGGAGGAGUACAGAAUAAGAGAGAGUGAGAUGAAAGUGACAGAUAAGAAACCAAGACCAUUUAUUCAACUCUUGUGUGUGUGAACACUUGUGGUCCCGUAUCUAACCCACACCACCCCCCCUCAGGUCCAGGAACUGGUUGCUCCUUUCAGAUGUUCUCCGGAAGCUGCGGAUGUCGGCCCGUUCCUUCCGCUCCUCCUUUCCCCACAUGAAGGUAGUGACGAUGGCCGAGGCAGAGUUUUACCGCCAGGCCUCCCUCUCCCAGCUCUUCUCCUGCCCAGACGAGCUGGAGGGCUUCCAGCCAGACAGCAAGGAGCUGCUGGAUCUGGUGGAGGGGAGUGCUGAGCUGGCCUCUCUGCUGGGAUCCACCCUGGAGUGCCUGGAUGACCGCUGGGACGAACCCCUGGAGGCUAACAUUAAUGCUAAGGCUAAUGUCAAUGGGAACAUUAGGGCUAUGGCUAAUGCUAAUGCUAAGACUAAUAACGCUAAGACUAAUGGUAACGCUAAUUUUAAAGCUAAGGCUAACGCUAACAGGAGGUUGUGA